This is a messenger RNA of Parnassius mnemosyne (clouded apollo), 1290 nucleotides long. The record is from the annotation of a GenBank genome assembly. NCBI's taxonomy places the organism in Eukaryota, Metazoa, Arthropoda, Insecta, Lepidoptera, Papilionidae.
AUGGGUAUUAAGGAAGCUGUAAUUUACUUGGAUAAUGAAUUUAAUACUUACUAUGCUGGGCAAACUAUUAAUGGAAGGAUAGAAUAUGUCUUUGAUAGCCCAAAAAAAGUUCGUGGUAUUCAUGUAAAGUUCAAAGGAGAAGCUCAUACGGAGUGGUCUGAAAGUAAACAAGAAGAAGAUACUCAAGGCAAAACGCAAACUACUGAUGUUAUGCAUACUGGAAAUGAAGAAUAUUUUCAAAUAUCUUAUUAUUUACUUGGAAAUAAUUCAGGUGGUGAAAUAGAAAUUCCAGCUGGUAAGCAAGUGUACAAUUUCACAUGUGCCUUGCCGCCAGUACUCCCAUCCUCUUUUGAGGGUCAGUAUGGCUAUGUUAGAUACACUAUUAAAGUAACUCUGGAUCGUCCUUGGAAAUUUGAUCAGGAGACUAAAAUUGCUUUCACUGUCAUCAAUCCUCUGGACCUUAACCUUAAUCCUUCAUACAAGGAACCAAUACACAUGCAAAUGGAAAAGACAUUUUGCUGCUUCUGUUGUACGUCACUUCCGUUGUCAUUGGAUGUGAGAGCUCCUGUGUCAGGGUACUGUCCCGGACAAGUGAUUCCAAUUCAAAUAGACGUUGAUAACAAGAGCAAUGUGGAUCUGAAUCUUGUCAAGAUAUUCUUGAGAAAGGUGGUCACAUAUAGAGCGACAACACCGUCUACUGUUACAAAAAAAGCGAAGGAGGUAAUAUUGACCAUUCAGCAGGGUCCUGUGCCAGCUGGCUCUACAAACCACUGGAAUAUAACCAUGGAGGUGCCACCUCUGCCACCGUCCAACCUUGUUAAUUGUAGCAUCAUUGAUUUAGAUUACGAUUUGAAGGUAGAAGGUGAGGUCUCUGGUAUGCACUUCAACAUGAAGGAUAAGAAAUAUAUAACAAUUGGAACAGUGCCGCUGAUAGGCAUGAGCGGCCAAUCUGUCCCUUCAGCUCCCCCGCCAGAUUUUGGAGCAAAUAAUCAGCCUGCUAUAUUGCCUGUAAGUCCUGGACAGCCUUCGCAACCAUCAAUUGUGCCUUCAGCCCCGGAUGGUAACACGGCGCCAGGUGCUUGGGUAGUCCCGGGUACAGCGCCCGGGCAGCCGCCUUUCCAGUCGCUCUACCCCACUUUAACUGAACCAGUGUAUAAGGAAUCUCCGUACACGGCGCGUACAAUACAAGACCGCGGCGAUAGCAACUACGUGACUAUAGCGGGCCCGCCAAAAUUCGCCCCUUACUACCCAACAUAUGCCGCUGUUCAGCCCCCACCAUUACCACAAUAA